ACAUGAAAUCACAGAGACUCCGACAGACCUGGGAUUAUCAGUGACAGAUCAUCACACGUGGACUUUACCGAACAUGGACUAGCCUGGGAGCACACACAGAGACAGAGAUUUGGUUUACAGGUGUCAGCAUGCAGGAGUCUCCAGGAGCCGUGGGCGUGGAUGGAAGCUACGCCAGCAACGUGCCGGCCUUCCUCACCAAACUGUGGACGCUGGUGGAGGAUCCGGAUACCAACCACCUGAUCUGCUGGAGCACAACUGGAACCAGUUUCCACGUCUUCGACCAGGGACGCUUCGCCAAGGAAGUUCUGCCAAAGUACUUUAAACACAACAACAUGGCCAGCUUCGUCCGGCAGCUCAACAUGUAUGGUUUCCGGAAGGUGGUGAACAUCGAGCAGAGCGGCCUGGUGAAGCCCGAGAGAGAUGACACGGAGUUCCAACAUCUGUAUUUCCUGCAGGGCCACGAACACAUGCUAGAGCACAUCAAGAGGAAGGUGUCCAUAGUGAAGAGUGAGGAGACCAAAGUUCGUCAGGAGGACCUCAGCAAGCUGCUAUAUGAAGUUCAGCUCCUCAGGACACAGCAGGACAACAUGGAGUGUCAGAUGCAGGACAUGAAGCAGCAGAACGAGGUUCUGUGGAGAGAGGUGGUCUCACUGAGACAGAACCACACACAGCAACAAAAAGUCAUGAACAAGCUGAUUCAGUUUCUGUUCAGCCAGAUGCAGUCCAGCACACCCAGCACGGUGGGCCUGAAGAGAAAGCUGCCCCUGAUGUUGGACGACGGCUCUCCCAGCGCUCCUGUCUCCAAGUUCAGCCAUAAUCACCAGAUGGAGCCCAUCCACGAGCCUUUCUUCAUUCAGUCUCCUUCCAGUGACUCUGCUUCCUGCUCCACCGCCGGACUGACAGGAGGACCAAUCAUAUCCGAUGUUACUGACAUGUCUCAGGCCAGCAUGGCCCUUCAGAUGCAGACAGAUGAGACCAGGGAGAAGUGCAUGAUGCUGAUCAAAGAGGAGCCCGUGAGUCCAGGAGUCAGAGGAGGAGGGAAAGGAGGGAGUAUGGGGGGAGGAGAGGCCGGUGCUCUCACCUCCACCUGUGAGGUGUGCUCCUCGGAGCCUCCUGUCCUUCCCGUUGCCAUGGUGCAAUCUGUUCUGGAGGGGAGGGGCUCCAUGGUUGAGAGGAGAGCGAAGAGACCCCCCAUGGACAGGGUGGAAGUCUCGGACAGUGUGGAUAAUGUGGACAUGGGCCUGGAGGAGCUGCAGCAGCUGUUACUCAGGAGCCAUCAGCAGGGCUUGGUGGAGGCGGGGACAAGCACCGUUAUGGACCCUUUCAGUCUCAACCUGCCUCUGAACGAGUGGAACUUCACAGAGAUGGAGUCCAACCUCAAACCAUACAUGUUCCAAAACCAAGAAGCAGAAGCUUUUCCAGCUGCCGGCUGUGAGGAACACUGACUCUGCUGUGGUUUGACCUUUUGGAACUGAAAGGUCAGAGCAGCUGCUGUUCUACUUAGAAUGAGUUUGAUCUGAAAGCCCUUCCAGGCUGAAUCAUUACACACCAACACAUAAACAAUAUAAGGCUCAUUAAAGUGACUUUCUGAAAAUCAGAGCUUAUAUUUAAUGGUUAGCUGGCUGCCAUUAUUUCCAUCAGCUCCAUGGGCAUGAGCGAUGCCUCCAUUCAUGGCUAACCAAACAAACAAGUGUGUUAUGACAUGAUUAGACUCCAACAUAAAGCCAGCUGAAUGCAGACGCUGCAUUUAUGGCUCUUGCACUUUAGUCUUUGUGUGAGAGGGAGUUCCUGCUUGUAGAGGUGACUUUUUCUUCCUAUAAAGAAACUUUUACUGAUGUAAACAUGAUUAUUUUCUAUUAUUUUGGCUGUUAGGAUAUUGUAUCUGUAUUGAAGAGCAAACUUUGGUAAAAUAAUCACUGUGAAAAUGGAUGGUGGGGGACAUGUCUCUUAUUAUAUGAUUUUUUUCAGUCUGUGAAAGGGCUUCUCAAACGCUUCACACAUCAUGACAGUUGUUACGGCAGAUGGAAGGUGUGUUAGUCUGCAUGAUACAAAGCAAGAAUCAACAUCCCAUACGAGCCUUUGUUAAAGAGCUGUAUCAUGUAGGGCAAUUGUUCCUUUGCACAGAUCUGACACGUAGCCAGAGACGUAGUUAUUUCUCUUCUGUCCAUUUAAAUGUGAAAUAUUCAAGGGAAAUAUGACAAGUUAGACUUAUCAUUUGACAAAAGCAUGAACAUGACUGCAUUUUUGCACAAUCUAGAUCUCUGGUUAGCUAGGAUCAUGACAACAGGCUGUUUUUUGUUUGUAAAGGACUCUGUUGUGCUUUUCAUGCUUAUUGGAUGAGCUAUUAGCCUCAACGGCCAGAGGUUUGAAGAGCAAAACCUUCUGACUUGGAGACAAAAUGUCACCAUAAGUUUUUGGAAAGUAAAACUAUGCAUUAGUGAGAACAUAAGAACCCUGAUGAAUCCAGGAAUUUUCACACUCUUCACAAGAAAGAAAAUAUCUGACACUGAACUGUCCUGGAGCUGAUUUUAUUAUGGUUGACUUUGUUUUAGUAAAUGUAUGGUGGCGUGGUUAAUUAAGAAUAUAAUCUGUUAUAGAACCAUGUAUACCUGCUUGAAGAAAUGCAUAUGAAUUCUAAUAAUACAAAAAUUAUGAAUAACUAACCUGUUCUGUCCCUGGAUGUAAAAUAUGGAUGCUUAGCACUGGUUGCAGGCAACAGUUUAAUCUUUGAACUAAAUAUGAUAAUGGAAUAAGUUGAAUUGUGCAAUAUUGUACAGAACUGUGAGAACAUUGCAAUAUAUGGAUGACCAUAGGAAUGUAGGAGACCGAACUAUGAGUGGUUGACUGGAGCGCCACCGUGGUGAGACGCACAGCUGAGGGACGAUGUUAGCCUGCUGGUCCAGAAGCCCUGCUAUUCACGCUAAGAUUCACGUUGAACUGUUCAUGCUAAACUAUUCAAGAAGAGCUAUUUAUGCUAAACUAUUCAUGCUAGCUAUUCACACUGAGCUAUUUAUGCUGGACUGUUCACUCUAAGCCAUUCACACUAAGAUGUUCACACUAAGCUAUAAACGCUAAUCUGUUCAUGUUAAGGUGGACAGAAGCGCUAAACUGGUCUUAGCAUUAGCA
Melanotaenia boesemani (Boeseman's rainbowfish) is the source of this 3126-nucleotide messenger RNA. RefSeq names its product heat shock transcription factor 4 (gene hsf4). NCBI's taxonomy places the organism in Eukaryota, Metazoa, Chordata, Actinopteri, Atheriniformes, Melanotaeniidae. The transcript has 13 exons. The record is from RefSeq and is a predicted model, not a curated record. Gene Ontology annotation, biological process: regulation of DNA-templated transcription. The coding region runs from base 129 to 1445 and encodes 438 amino acids. Gene Ontology annotation, molecular function: sequence-specific DNA binding; DNA-binding transcription factor activity.